AUGCUAAACUGCUUCAUAAGUGAUUGUUUCCUCUUCCUGUCUGACCGUCCCGCUCUGUCCUGUUUCUGCAGCACCGUGACGUCCGCCGUCUUCACCGUGGGGGACAACGUCGUCUCUGGAAGCGACGACCGCACCGUGAAGGUGUGGGACCUGAAGAACAUGCGAUCGCCCAUAGCAACCAUCCGUACCGACUCAGCUGUCAACAGGAUAAGCGUCUCGGCCAACCAAAGGAUCAUCGCCCUGCCGCACGACAAUCGACAAGUCCGCCUGUUUGACAUGAGCGGGGUGAGGCUAGCCCGACUUCCACGCAGCAACCGGAUGGGUCAUAGGCGAAUGGUGUGCUGCACAGCAUGGAAUGAGGAGAACCAGGCGUGCAACUUGUUCACCUGCGGCUUCGACCGGCAGGCCAUCGGCUGGAACAUCAACAUCCCCGCCCUGCUUCAGGAGAAGUGACCCAUCCAGACCCUGCCCUUUUUAUUUAGCAUGGACUGUGAUUCGUGCCAUUUCUGUGGAACUACAUGUUUGGUUUUGUGUGUGUGUGUGUGCAGGCGGUCACUCAUGUCACCGUUUUCCGUUUUUCUUUUUAGUCAUUGCCAAAUAGCUUCUUCUGCAUGCUAGACGACCUCGGUUUGCAGACGCUGCUUCAAAAGCAGUCGGAGAACAAUCUGUAGAGUAUGUAUAUAAGAUGUUGUGGCCUGAUUAAGUGACAGAUUCAGUGUCUUAGCCGCCUUCUGGGAGGUGCAGUUUGUUAAAUAUGGCAGAGCUGUGAGAUGUUUUUAUCCUUCUGGAGCGUUUCCUGUCACAGAACCAAACAUAUCGCGACGUACGUCUGCCACGUCUUAAAACGGAGAGCUCAGCAGACGGAGAUCCGGAUCCCCGCCUCCUCUCUUCAGUUCAUGGUUAGCCUUCGUGUUUCCAGAUCUCACUUUCUGUUACUUGCCUUGUUCUACGUUUACAUAGGAGAUUUUUUAAAUGUAUAGAGAAAGAUUUAUUCUGGCAGGAUGAAGAGGUGUUGAAGAGCGACGCAAUAAUGGAGAAACGACGGCACUUAACCAGUCCACAAAUCCUCCAGCUGCCUGUGAAAGUCAUUAGAAAACCCAACGUGUUGCUGUUCUAGAGGCCCACAUAAGUUUGCGUACGGUCAUGCAGUACAGUGGGAUGAAGGGUUUUUAAAAACAACAAUUGGCUGUGCUAGCUUGAAUUUACAGAGAGUUUUCAAUGUCGUCUACGUUGGCAGAUGGAUAGUUUCCUGGCAAAAACUGCAUUGAAGCAGGUCAGGGACAGAGGUUUGACUUGUUUGUACAUCAGUCAGCUCUAUCCAGUCAUCUGAUCUGAACACUCGGUUGUAUCCAAGUUGAGCCAAAUCUUCACCAUCUUGUGGAAGGAAAUCGGCCAGAAUGUUGAAGAACAACCCAACGAGGCCCAGGCAUCCGCGCCUCCGUCCACAGUGAUGUUAGUUUGAUAUCGGUGGCCAUUGACGAUGAAAGCAGCCACAGAUACACUCAGAUAAGUCGCAGGUUGAGGUGAAACGUAUUUGGUGGACUCAAAGGCUUGAACAUCAGCUCAACAGUGUCUUCCUCGAAACAUGGACACGUCGACCCUAAUCUGUGCUUAAAGCUGCAGUAUAUGUACCGAUUUAUUU
Molecule: messenger RNA, 1642 nt
Organism: Poecilia latipinna (sailfin molly)
Lineage: Eukaryota; Metazoa; Chordata; Actinopteri; Cyprinodontiformes; Poeciliidae
Product: WD repeat-containing protein 37-like
Exons: 4
Coding region: 1-453 (150 amino acids)
Molecular function (GO): protein binding
Source: RefSeq, a predicted model, not a curated record